GAAAGCACUAGAAGCCCUCCCUCCGUCUCUCUAAAAUUUCUCUCAAUCCAACUCAAUCACAGACUUUCUCUCCCUCCCAUUCUCACAUGAAUCUCUAGCUAGGGUUAGGUUUAGGGUAGGGUUAGGGUUUCGGAUCUCGAGUCAAAUACGGCGUUCGAUUAGAUCUCGCGAAAAUCUCGGCUCUUUCCUUUGCUUGGAAAGAGAUGACGACAGGCCGCUGGCUCUGUUGUUUAUUGGUGGCGUUUGGAUUUAUCUUCACAGCAAUCGACGCCAGUGCUGGCGAUGCCGAUUCCCUUUACAGAAAAUGUGUCAAACAAUGUGAGGAGACAGGAUCCAUUGGGGAUAUCUCCAUCCAGCAUUGCCAGUUCUUAGAUGAGACUGUCAACAGUUCUUGGUAUAUGCAAGAGCCACUGUACAUGCAGUGGAAACAAUUAAACUGCAGGAGCGACUGCCGUUACUAUUGCAUGAUACAAAGAGAAAGUGAGAGGGAAAAACUAGGUCUGAAGCCUGUGCAGUAUCAUGGGAAAUGGCCUUUCAAGCGUGUCCAUGUCUUCCAGGAACCUGUUUCUGCUGCCCUUUCUGCACUCAAUCUAAUAAUGCAUUUCAAUGGCUGGUUGUCUUUCUUCCUGUUGGUAAAUUACAAGUUGCCUCUUAGACCUCAAAGUAAGAGGACAUACUAUGAAUAUACCGGAUUGUGGCAUAUAUAUGGGUUGUUAUCGAUGAACGCGUGGUUCUGGAGUGCUAUAUUCCAUACUAGAGAUUUUGAUUUGACUGAGAAGCUAGAUUAUUCUUCAGCUGUGGCUUUACUGGGAUACUCCUUCAUUCUGGCUUUAUUGCGAACUUUUAAUGUGAAGGAUGAGGCCUCAAGAGUCAUGUUUGCAGCCCCCAUCUUAGCCUUUGUGACGACGCACAUACUAUAUCUCAACUUUUACCAACUUGACUAUGGAUGGAACAUGAAGGUCUGUAUUGUACUGGCUAUUGGUCAGCUCCUCUUGUGGGCAAUUUGGGCUGGCAUAUCUCGUCACCCAUCACGGUUCAAACUAUGGACAGUUGUGUUUGGUGGGGCCCUAGCUAUGCUUCUCGAGAUUUAUGAUUUUCCUCCUUACCAUGGAUAUGUUGAUGCCCAUGCACUUUGGCAUGCUGCCACCAUUCCUCUCACAUAUCUCUGGUGGAGCUUCAUCAAGUCCGAUGCUGAAUUCCGGACUGCAUCUCUCAUCAAGAAAGCAAAGUGAGAGUAAUAGUAGCAGAUAGUGGGGAUGUUCAUCGUCAUCAUCAUCAUCCCACAAUACUAACAGAUUAGGUUACAUGUGCACUUGUGGUUUUAAUGCCAAACUUCUGGAUUCAAGUUAUUCAUUCAUUCUGUACCUUAUGAAGCUAGUUUGUUUGUUGUUUUUUUUUUUCCUUCUGUUGAGGUUAAUUUUGUACAAGUGACUGUUUUAAACUGUUGAUCUCGUUGAUUUCCGAGUUGAAGAACUUGUAAGCGUGGUGACAAUAUUCUAUAGGCUGUAGAAAUUUAUUGAUGAGUCAUUGUGUA
Messenger RNA from Asparagus officinalis (garden asparagus), 1534 nucleotides. RefSeq names its product post-GPI attachment to proteins factor 3-like. NCBI's taxonomy places the organism in Eukaryota, Viridiplantae, Streptophyta, Magnoliopsida, Asparagales, Asparagaceae. Gene Ontology annotation, biological process: GPI anchor biosynthetic process. Bases 204 to 1232 code for a protein of 342 amino acids. Gene Ontology annotation, cellular component: endoplasmic reticulum membrane. Gene Ontology annotation, molecular function: hydrolase activity, acting on ester bonds. The record is from RefSeq and is a predicted model, not a curated record. The transcript is spliced from 5 exons.